Molecule: messenger RNA, 1248 nt
Organism: Aegilops tauschii subsp. strangulata
Lineage: Eukaryota; Viridiplantae; Streptophyta; Magnoliopsida; Poales; Poaceae
Source: RefSeq, a predicted model, not a curated record
AUGGGGUCAUCCAGAAAUGUCACUCGCUACAUCACCCUCGGACUCGUCACUCGCGUCGUCAUCAUCUUCGUCGGCACCGUCGCCGCCGUCGGCGAAGCCCCCAUCGCCGUCGUCAACCACGUCGCCUUCGUCUGCGACGACCACCACCGCAUCAUCCUCCGAAGUGAAUGCCCUGACCAACGCGUCCACAUUGUCCUCAACCCAACGCGCCAGCGGGCAGUCCCGGCCUCCUCCUACUCCGCACGAGCACCAGCGUCGGGCCACGCCCGAGCUCCUCCGCCUGCGCGUGCCCCCGUGGCCUCGACCGCCGGCUGCCGCCCGGCCCAUCCGCCUCCUGCCCCGCGCCCGGCUUCCGCGGCCUCCGCGCGGCCAACCCCGAGCUCGGCCCCUCUGCAUCGGCCCGCACCUCCACAAACAUGUGCCCCGGCCGUUGCCUGCGCCCGCCGGCUCCGGAUCCCCGCCAGGUCGCCUCCGGCCGCGGCCGGGUGCCCCGCACCAACCGGCUCCGGGUCCCCGCUCCGAGUCGCCUCCGCCUGCGGCCGGGCGCCCCGCUUCGGCCGUCUCCGGGUCCCCGCCGGGUCACCUCCUGCCCACCCUCACGCCGGCCUCUCCACCUCCUGCGCCGGCUCCGGUGGCCGCCCCGUUCCUCAACCCGGCCGCCGGCUCCCCAGGCUGGCCCGACCACCCGCCGGCUCCCCCCUCGACCCGGCCCGCCGGCUCUGCCUGCGCUGGCUUCUGCCGCGUCCGCACCCAGGCCGACUCCGCGCGCGCCGGCUGCCUGUCGGCUCCUGCCGCCCGGACGACUCCACCACCUGCACUGGCCUCCAAGCCGCCCGCGCCGUCUCAUCCGGGCCGUCUGCGUCCAUGCGCCCUCCUCCCGAGUCGCCGCGCGGCGGGUCGCCGAGCCUCCUCUACGUCCGCGCGCGUUGGCGCCGCCCCCCGCGCCGGCUGCAACGGCGGUCCGCCCGCCGGCUCGCGGCCCGCUCCGGCUGCAACCUCGCCUCCCCCGGCCGGCGCCUGCAUCCCGGCCGCGCCCCGUCGCCGGCCCUCCGCCUGCCGGCUCCAGCGCGCCCGGCCGCCUGCCGGCUCUCGCCACUCGGCCGGCCCUCCGCUUGCCGGCUCCAGCGCGCCCGGCCGCCUGCCGGCUCCCGCCACUCGGCCGGCCCCCCGCCUGCCGGCUCCAGCGCAACCGGCCGCCUGCCGGCUUCGCGCGUCCCCGCCGGCUCCCCCACCCGACCGCUGUGGUAG